Messenger RNA from Dama dama (fallow deer), 1113 nucleotides. RefSeq names its product STARD3 N-terminal-like protein. Lineage: Eukaryota; Metazoa; Chordata; Mammalia; Artiodactyla; Cervidae. The coding region runs from base 217 to 579 and encodes 120 amino acids. The record is from RefSeq and is a predicted model, not a curated record. The transcript has 6 exons.
UAAUUAGCUUCUCUGAUUUCUUCAAAUUCUAGUAGAACUAUGAUGACUUAGAAUUCCAGACACUAAGAUUCUGGUCCUAGUUCAUUUUGCUCCUAACAAGCUCUGUGGUUGAGCAAAUAAAGUAAACUAAUGCCUUGGGUACCUUAUUUAUUUGAAAAUGACGGUGCUACUGUUAAGUCAAGUGAACAUCCUUAUUAGUGUUUUGGUAAGCUCAAAAUGAAACAAGAUCUGAAAAGUCAUUUGAAUAAAAAUCAUAUAGAGUUGACAACAGCAGUGACCAGUGCCUUUUUAUUAGCAAAAGUGAUCCUCUCAAAGCUUUUCUCACAAGGGGCUUUUGGCUAUGUGCUGCCCAUCAUUUCCUUCAUCCUUGCCUGGAUCGAGACAUGGUUCCUGGACUUCAAAGUGUUACCUCAAGAGGCAGAAGAAGAAAACAGAUUCUUGAUAGUUCAGGAUGCCUCGGAGAGGGCGGCGCUGAUACCUGGGGGUCUUUCUGAUGGUCAGUUUUAUUCUCCUCCUGAAUCUGAAGCAGGAUCUCAAAAUGAAGCUGAAGAAAAGCAGGACAGUGAAAACCACUUUUAGAGCUAUGAGUAAGACUUUUGUUAAAUGUGAAAAACCUUCAUUGAAAGUCACCAGAAAGAAAAAGGAACUGGAGAUGGGGGUCUCCCUAUUGAAGGCUGAAAUGGUGACAACCACUGCUGACAUUAUUGAACGGCUAAUAAAGAAUUUAUUUAUUGUAACACCUCACAGACAUGGUACCAUACCCACAUCCAUUUAUGUCACCUGCCUGUGGCUGGUAAGAUAAUGUCGUGGUCCACCCUGUGUUCAGUGAGACUGGAUCUGAUCUGUCAGUGAAUAGUUGCAGACAGUCUUGUGCUGUGUUCCUGAUCAAAAAGGCUUCUUAAUAUAUUGGAAUAACACUUUUUUAGUAUGCAAAAUAUCUUUAUUUUGAUUUGCAGAAUGGAAAUUUUUUGUCUCAUGUUUCAAAUUUCUUUUGUAUUUCUUUUUUAACUCCCUACAUUUCCCUUGUGUUUUUUAACUCAUGCACAUGCGCUAUUUGUACAGUUUUAAAAGGUAAUAAAAUCCAACAUAUCAAAAUGAUUAGUUUUAUUUUUC